Messenger RNA from Toxoplasma gondii ME49, 1608 nucleotides. RefSeq names its product cytochrome c oxidase subunit, putative. Gene Ontology annotation, biological process: mitochondrial electron transport, cytochrome c to oxygen. The transcript is spliced from 6 exons. The record is from RefSeq and is a predicted model, not a curated record. Bases 218 to 1150 code for a protein of 310 amino acids. Gene Ontology annotation, cellular component: mitochondrial envelope. NCBI's taxonomy places the organism in Eukaryota, Apicomplexa, Conoidasida, Eucoccidiorida, Sarcocystidae.
GGACUGCAGACACAAAUUUGUGUACAAGUGAUUUCCGAAUUUUCGAAGUGGACGAACGCAUUCCGUUCGUUUCGAGACCGAAAGGACGACGACCGCGGGAGCGAGGUCGAGCGCGACUCGGUCUUGCUGGGACGUGAACAGGAGCAACAAAUUACUUCUGCAGCCUCGCGCGGGCUCUCGAAAUUCGCCGACACGAAAUUGGGCACCUUUGGCCGAGAUGGCGGCUGCGCGUCUUUCCCAGGUGUUCGCCCCUGGCGCGGCGCCGAGGCACUUAUUUUCCAAGAGUUUCUCUGCAGUUUCGGGCAAGAACAUUUCUUCUUUCUCCCAGCUCGCUGCUCGGUCGUCCGCUUGCACUCUCGCCUCUCUCUCUUCUCCUCUCUGCUCCUCCGGUCUCUCUCCUCGCGUUCUGUCCGGGGCUCUGUCUCCGGCUGCGCGCAAAACAGCGAUGCGUACGUACCUGCACUUUGGCCGGACGAUGCCCGAAGACUUCGAACUUCCCUCCGACACGAUGCCAAAAAACGUUGCAGAACUGAUGAGCAAGAACCCGAAAGACCUCGACUUCUUCGAGAACUACUGGUACUGGAAGCUCAGGGGCGAGGCCGUCAUCCUCGACCCCGCCACUCUGCCCCAAAAAAGCUACAAACAACUCGCCAGAGACAUGGGCAUGCAGAUCGUGACUGAAGAAACCGAGCACAUGGUCGGCCUUCUCGAGCUGUACGAACACCUGAGAGCUGCUGCCUUUGUCGGCCCGUUUGGCACUGUGGAGAAGCCGGUGCUCUGCCCCUCUGUGACCACCGAUAGAAUCGUUGGAUGCACGGGAGGAACUGGCGAGAAAGAGCACGUGCCUCUCUGGUUCCGCUGCCGAGAAGGGUUUCUCUACCGCUGUGGCGAGUGCGACCAGAUUUUCAUGCUCGUCCGUGUCUUCUACUCGCUCCCGGAUGGAAAAGAUCCUUUCCCUGUCGACCCGGACGUGGAGGACGUGUUCGACAUGAAACUUCUUGAAAAGGGCCAGAAGAUGUGGAACUGCAACGAAUACGUGCGAUGGCCGGCGGGUCACCAGGCCUACUCUGAACUCUUUCUGGAAGGUAAAUGGGGCAACGAGAUUCCUCGACGCCUUGCUCAGGAGCUAAAGGAAAUCGAGGCUGCAUAGGAGGCAGGGAACGCGAAAGGGAGUGCGAGAAAUGUCGCUUACAGAGCAACGCGGAGGAAAGAAAAACUUCGGAUUCGCUGGGGAGGUGUCUUUCGGAUACGGUCUCUCCUGGCUGGCUACUGAGGAUGUACAGUUGCGAAGGAAACCAACGUCAAGAGAAAGAGCCUCGUUCUGUUUUCUCGUUCCUUGUAUCCCUGCUGUAAGUUGUGUGUGCGCUUCGGCGUCCUGCAGCAGUUUCUUCUCUCUGCUUUCGUCUCUUUGUCGCAUGUUACAACAUUCGCUCUUCUCUUGGCGUUUCACAACCCAAGAGGAGAGACUAGAUCGUGUGGCAGUGGAUCAGACGGGAAGAAACCCGCGAAAACACAGUCGACAACGCAAGUCGCCAGCGAGUGUUAAAUGCUUUUUCCACACGUCCACGUAGCUGUGACACCUGGAACAAACGCGGAAGCACCUCCUCG